AUGUCCAUAGAAGUUGACUGGGGCGCCGCGACCUCCGGUCCCGACGGAGAGGCUCUGGCCGAGCGCAUCCGCUCUUUCAUUCAUGACAAGUUCCAGCAGGUUGCUCUGCCACGCUUUAUCCGAUCAGUGCAAGUUCAUUCUUUCGACUUCGGGACGAUUCCGCCUGAGCUCGAGAUCAAAGACCUUUGCGAGCCGUUCGCCGACUUCUAUGAAGAAGAUGAAGAUGAUGAAGCGUCUGAUGUAUCCGAGGGGCUUGUCUCCGGGCACGGUUCGCCGUGGCAUGGGACUCAUCCAGAGCUCAAUGAAUCCUCUUUCCGCGACGACAAUGCGAUAAAUCAAUCGCUGCGUGAUCCGUUCACCGAAGGCUUUCAACCCUCGGCCUUGCGGUCUCCCAUAGCUCUUAGCGACCAUCUCAACCCGCAUUUCCGCUCCGGCACUCCUGGUAUACCCGGAGGUACAUCGACCCUAGGCUACCAUCUGAUGUCACUUGGUGGACUUUCAGGAACGCAGACACCCCUUGCUGCAGUUGCAGGCGGAUCCCCGUUCGCAGGCGGAUGGAAUGAUUCUGGGAUGAUGGGCCCUGGGAAUAGGGGGCGUCCACCGCCUCCAAUUUUUACUGCCCACCAAUCGCGUCCGGAAGCCGACAUUGACAGCAGUAAUCCGACUUCGCGACCAUCAACAUCCAGCACGUUACCUUCUCAUCCGUCCGGGUCCAAUAAGAACAGUGGUGAUGGAGCAGGCGGUCCUGACCAUGGAUCACACCCCGAAGAGCAUGGGCAUUUAGAUGACCCUACUUCGGAAGAGCCUCUGCGAUUUCCUCGAAUGAGAGAGCGCCGGCCCGAGGACUUCCAAGUACUGUGCCACGCCAAAUACGCGGGUGAUGUGCGGCUGUCAUUAACAGCGGAAAUUCUUCUGGACUAUCCCAUGCCCAGUUUCGUUGGACUACCCUUGAAACUAAAUGUUACAGGGAUCACGUUUGAUGGUGUUGCAGUGGUCGCGUACAUCCGCAAGCGGGUCCACUUCUGCUUCCUGUCAUCCGAAGACGCGGACGCGUUGAUUGGGUCUGAUCAGCCGGAUGUAGGUGCUCAAGCCGAGUAUUCACGUUCUGGCGGGGAUGCGACCGUCUCUGCAAAGCGGCAAGGUGGACUGCUGCAAGAAAUCCGAGUUGAAAGUGAGAUUGGCCGGAAAGAAGAUGGCAAGCAAGUCCUCAAGAACGUCGGCAAGGUGGAACGGUUUGUGCUCGCACAGGUGCGGCGGAUAUUCGAGGAGGAGCUCGUCUAUCCUAGUUUCUGGACAUUCCUGGUCUAG
Aspergillus luchuensis is the source of this 1308-nucleotide messenger RNA. RefSeq names its product ERMES complex subunit MDM12 (gene mdm12). Gene Ontology annotation, cellular component: ERMES complex. Bases 1 to 1308 code for a protein of 435 amino acids. The transcript has a single exon. Lineage: Eukaryota; Fungi; Ascomycota; Eurotiomycetes; Eurotiales; Aspergillaceae. Gene Ontology annotation, biological process: phospholipid transport; mitochondrion organization. Gene Ontology annotation, molecular function: lipid binding. The record is from RefSeq and is a predicted model, not a curated record.